This is a messenger RNA of Trichophyton benhamiae CBS 112371, 1404 nucleotides long. RefSeq lists its product as uncharacterized. Gene Ontology annotation, cellular component: PcG protein complex; transcription regulator complex. Lineage: Eukaryota; Fungi; Ascomycota; Eurotiomycetes; Onygenales; Arthrodermataceae. Gene Ontology annotation, biological process: regulation of transcription by RNA polymerase II. Gene Ontology annotation, molecular function: RNA polymerase II cis-regulatory region sequence-specific DNA binding; DNA-binding transcription factor activity, RNA polymerase II-specific. Bases 1 to 1404 code for a protein of 467 amino acids. The transcript has 2 exons. The record is from RefSeq and is a predicted model, not a curated record.
AUGGAUAUAACCACUAUAUUAAACAAAAAGGCCUCCGUCUCCAUCGUCGCCGCAGACGUCCACCAGCUCCAGCAGCACCUCGCCCAGGCCACCGCCCAGUCGCAGACAGACGAUGCCGUAAAGUCCAGGUCGCCCUCGGAGCUCGGCGCCUCAGAGCACCACCGCUCUGCCUCUGCGCCCCCCAGCGAACACCACCACCAUCACCACCACCACCAGCCGACCUCCAGCUUCCCCUCGUCCACCCAGUCGCUGCCGCAGAUGGCCCACCUCGCCCAGUACCACGUCCAGGCCCAGGCUAACCACGCCAGCACCUCUCCGGGCUACGCUCACAGCGCGCAUGGCUCAGACUACGGCAGGAGUACCACCAGCAUGAGACCGACUGGCCUGCCCGCCCUCAAGACCUUUCACUGCCAGACCUGCAGCAAGGGAUUCGCCAGGAGAAGCGACCUCGCCAGGCAUGAGCGCAUUCAUAGUGGGAUUCGACCGCACGCGUGUGACUGGCCCGGCUGCGGUAAACAGUUCAUCCAGCGCUCGGCCCUGACCGUCCACACCCGCGUCCACACCGGCGAGAAGCCUCACAUGUGUGAUCGCUGCGGCAAGCCCUUUAGCGACUCCUCCUCGCUCGCCAGACACCGCAGAAUCCACUCCGGCAAGCGGCCAUACAAGUGUCCCUACGCCAACUGCCAAAAGACCUUCACUCGCCGCACAACCCUCACCCGCCACCAGAACCACCACACCGGCACCAUCGAAGAGGCCGCUGCUGAGACAGAAGCAAACCUCCGUCACAGCAAAGACCGCUCCACCACCAGCAGACCCUCAGAGUACUCUGAACCGGGCUCCGCUCACUCUACUCCCUCGCCCGCCCAGCGCCCUUCUCUCUCCCCGGGCAACGAGCUCCCGCCCCUAAACCUCUCCUCCCGCCCACCAGCGGCUGGUGGCCCUACUUCCGCCGGUGGUGCUGCAGACUACUACACCUCUCUCCCGCCCCAUCUCAGAACGGACUUUGCAAACUCCAGUCCUCGCGCCUCGCCCACUUCCCCUUCGCCAACCCUCACCAGCCUCUCCGGUCCCGCCUCCUUCCACCACCACCACAACCACAACAGACCGUCCCUCACCUCGCACCCGUCAGGCUACGCUCCCCCACAACCCCUCGAACCGCCUGCAAACAGCGACCCCAGACCAAACAGCGUCGCCGGCAGCCCUCAUCUGUCCUCUGUCGGCUGGGCGUCCCCGACUCUAAGCAGCAUGCCUUCUCCCAGCUCUGCCUCUGCCCCGGAAUAUCCUUACCCUGAACCCUCAAACCAUCAAUAUCCCGGCAGCAUAACGCCGCACAUGUUCUUCCCGCGACGACCUCAAUCGUCCGAGCCAGAGAACUACGAGCUGAAACCGAAGCUCGAGCUCUAA